AUGGUUAUUUGUAGGUUAGGAAAAAAUACCAUUAGAGGAAAGAUUAGUGUACUUGUAAAAGAAGAAAACUAAUUAAUGACACCUCUUUAAUAAAAACUUGAAAUUUUGGCUUCAUAAAUAGGAAAAUAUGGAGUAAUUGCUUCCGUACUUACUUUUCUUGUUUUAUUUUUUAGUCUUAUUUAUAAGUCUUAUAUUGGCUUAUAAUGCUUUUGGUGCUUGGAUUUCUUUUAGAAUAUUGUCAGGAACUUUAUUGUGAGUUUAAGUAUUAUUGUUAUGGCAGUUCCGGAAGGGUUACCUUUAUGUAUUACACUUUCUUUGGCUUAUUCAGUUAAUAUUAUGUUUAGGGAUUUUAAUUUAGUUAAAAAGUUAUCAGCUUGUGAGGUUAUGGGAGCUGUGACUGAUGUUUGUAGUGAUAAAACAGGAACUAUUACUACUGGAACUAUGAAUUUAUAAAGAAUUAUUGUUGAUGAAAAUAUUAUUGAAGAAAAUUAAUUAUAGGAUGGAGCUUUAAAAAAUAUUAUGAUUAAUAUAAUUAAAUAUACUUCUAAAGCUAUAAUAGAUAAAGGAGAAAAUGGCGAAAUUGUACAAAAAGGAAAUUUAACAGAAAUAGGUUUAUUAAAAUGGAUAAUGAAAGAAAAAGAUAUAAAACAAAUAAAAAAUAUAGAAGUUUUAAAAGAAUUUCCAUUCACAUCUAUUACAAGAUAUAGUGCAUCUAUAGUAAAGCAAGAAAACAAAGCAAUCAUAUAUUUAAAAGGAUUACCCACAUUAAUAGAAAAAUGUUCCCAAAUGUUAACUAUUAAAGGUGAAAUUAAACCACUCUCUAAUAUAAUUAAAGCGGAAAUAAAUUAAAAGAUUGAAUAAGAAUGUUAAAAAGCCUUCCGAGUGCUCAUUUUAGCCUAUAAGCCAAUAGAAAAAAUAGAGGAAAAUAUUGAAAUAUUAUAAGAAUAAGACUAUAUAUUGGUUACAGUAUUAUUUUUGAGAGAUUAGAUUCGACCAGAAGUAGCUUAGGCAGUUUAAUAAUUGGCUUAAGCAGGAAUUUGCACAAGAAUGAUUACUGGAGAUAAUAAAUUAACUGCAAAGGCUAUUGGGUAAGAAGUUAAUAUAAUUCCUUCUAUUUUAACGGAAGAAGAUGAUGAUUUAAUUAUUACAGGUAACUAAUUGGAAACUAUGGAAAAUGUUGAUGAUAUUCUAAAAUAUAGAAUUGUGGCAAGUUGUAAUCCUUUUUAAAAACAUAAGUUUGUGAAAUUAAUUUAGGACUAGAAAAAAAUUGUCGCAGUUACAGGAGAUGGGAAUAAUGAUGCUUUAUGUUUUAAAAGUGCAAAUGUUUCAUUUGCUAUGGGAAUUAAAGGAACUGAAAUGGUUAAAGAAAAUGCAGAUAUUAUACUUUUGAAUGAUAAUUUCGCAUCUAUUGUUACUUCUUGGUUUUUAUUUUAUAUAUAUAUAUAUAUAUGUUUAUAUUUAUUUAGUUUAUGGGGAAGAAAUAUUUAUUAAUCAGUAAGAAAAUUUAUCACAUUUUAAAUUACGGUAAAUGUGGUGGCAAUAUUUAUGACUUUUUUCGGAAGUUUGGCUUUGUAAGUAAGUCCAUUUAAUUCUUCUUAAAUUUUAUGGGUUAAUUUAAUUAUGGAUACAUUUGCUAGUUUAGCUUUGGCAACUGAUAAACCUAUUCCUUUUUUGAUGCAAAGAGGACCUUUUAGGGAAAAUGAGAGAAUUCUAAAUGGAAAUAUUUUUAAAAAUAUUCUUUUUUAGGCAGUUUAUUAGAUUUGUAUACUCAUUUUUGUAGUUUUUGCAGCAGAUGAUAUUUUCUAAAUACCGGAAUUCACUCAUAUGGAUUCAGAUGCAUAUAAUCCUGAAAUUGCAGUGCAUAUAACUAUUUUUUUCCAUACUUUUAUAUUAUUAUAGUUUUUUAAUGAGUUAAAUUGUAGAAAUAUUUCUGACAAUUUAAUUAAUCCGUUUGAGAGGAUUUUUGAUAAUUUUUAUUUCUUAGGAGUUAUGGUUAUAUAAGUAAUUAUUUAAUAUGUUUUAGUAGAAUACGGAGGAUAGGUUUUUGGAUGCUCCCCUUUAAAUUUUAAUUAGCAUGUUUUUUGUUUGUUUUUAGCAGCAGGGGGAUUGGUUGUAGGAAUAUUAAUUAAAUUUAUUAAAAAAGAUAAAAUUUAAGGUUAUGUUAAUUUCAUUAGUUAAGAAGAAAUCGAUAUUUUUUAGGCUAAUAAAUGUAUUUUUUUUUUAUAUAUUUUUUUCUUAAGGUUUUUUAUUAAAUAGAAAAUAAGAGAAGUUCAUUAUGUAAUGUUUUUACAAACAACAAAGACACUUUUAGUAAUAAUCACAAUAGAGAUAUAAAAAAACAACUAGUUUGAAAAUAUAAUAUAUAUAUAUUAAUAUCUUGCAUUUUUUAAUUACUUGAAUAAAAAAAUAAUUAAAAAUAUAAAUAUUAAUUAUAAAAAUUAAAAAAAAUAACAUGAGUAAAAGUGA
Molecule: messenger RNA, 2466 nt
Organism: Ichthyophthirius multifiliis
Lineage: Eukaryota; Ciliophora; Oligohymenophorea; Hymenostomatida
Exons: 4
Cellular component (GO): intracellular membrane-bounded organelle; membrane
Molecular function (GO): ATP binding; ATP hydrolysis activity; P-type calcium transporter activity
Source: RefSeq, a predicted model, not a curated record